Molecule: messenger RNA, 2081 nt
Organism: Manihot esculenta (cassava)
Lineage: Eukaryota; Viridiplantae; Streptophyta; Magnoliopsida; Malpighiales; Euphorbiaceae
Product: allene oxide synthase-like
Exons: 1
Coding region: 171-1745 (524 amino acids)
Biological process (GO): sterol metabolic process; jasmonic acid biosynthetic process
Cellular component (GO): chloroplast thylakoid membrane; chloroplast envelope
Molecular function (GO): iron ion binding; oxidoreductase activity, acting on paired donors, with incorporation or reduction of molecular oxygen; heme binding
Source: RefSeq, a predicted model, not a curated record
GAAGGGCAAUGCUCCCCACCACCAUAAAUAAUCAUAGACCCUCACCCCCGCCACUCGCUCACCACAUUCUUUAAUUUUCUGCCUUUUAUUCCCAUAACCAAAAUCUCCCAAUUGUAUCUCCAAUAUCUCUGCAACGCAGCACCGUCAGCUUCUACUUCGCCACCAUCCUCAUGGCUUCCUCAGCCCUCCCUUCUCCUUACCUCCAAUCUCAAUUCCAGCCUCUCAGAAGUUCAUCUAAGCCCUGCUCUCGAAGAUCCUUUGUCUUGCCAAUCAAAGCCUCUAUCUCUGAAAAACCAUCUAUUGCUGCCUCACCGCGGUCUGUUUCCCCAGUUGAACCUUCCAAACUCCCUUUUCGCAAAAUCCCCGGCGAUUAUGGCCUCCCUUUUAUCGGACCCAUCAAAGAUCGACUUGAUUAUUUUUACAAUCAGGGGAAAGAAGAGUACUUCAAAUCUAGAGCUCAAAAGUACCAGUCAACGGUGUUCAGGGCCAAUAUGCCUCCUGGUCCUCUCAUAGCUUCCAAUCCACACGUGGUCGUUUUGCUUGAUGGGAAGAGCUUUUCUGUUCUUUUCGAUGUAACUAAGGUCGAAAAGAAAGAUCUUUUUACUGGUACUUUCAUGCCCUCCACAGAUCUCACCGGCGGCUACAGAAUUCUCUCUUAUCUUGACCCGUCUGAGCCGAAGCAUACCCAACUCAAGAACUUCUUGUUCUAUCUCUUGAAGGCUCGCCGGGAUCAUGUAAUCCCUGAGUUCAGUUCAACUUAUACCGGACUGUUUGAGAGCUUGGAGAAGGAUCUUGCGUCAAAGGGUAAAGUCGGUUUCAACGAUCCCGGCGAGCAAGCGGCGUUUAGCUUUCUGGGCCGGUGUUACUUCGGUGUAGACCCUGUGAAUACUAAAGUUGGGACUGAUGGACCUUCUCUGAUAGCUAAAUGGCAACUGUUUCAACUUGCUCCGAUACUCACACUUGGCCUUCCUGCGUUUAUUGAAGAACCCACCAUCCACACCUUCCGGCUACCUCCUCAGCUCGUCAAAAAAGAUUACCAGCGACUCUACGAUUACUUCUACUCCUCCGCCGGAUCCCUCCUUGACGAGGCUGAGAAGAUGGGUCUCUCGCGAGAAGAAGCUUGUCACAAUAUCCUUUUUGCCACUUGCUUUAACACCUUCGGAGGCCUUAAGAUCUUUUUCCCGAACAUACUCAAGUGGAUCGGUCGUGCAGGAGUGAAGCUUCAUACCCAAUUAGCCCAAGAGAUCAGAUCAGUCCUUAAAUCCAACGGAGAACAGAUCACGAUGGCUGCUCUGGAACAGAUGCCACUGAUGAAAUCCACUGUGUACGAAGCAUUCCGUAUCGAACCGCCGGUACGAGCACAGUACGGGAAAGCAAAGCGUGAUUUGGUCAUCGAGAGUCACGACGCAGCUUUUGAAGUAAAAGAAGGUGAAAUGAUAUUCGGGUACCAACCAUUCGCGACGAGAGAUCCGAAAAUAUUCGACAGACCCGAUGAGUACAUUCCGGAUCGAUUCGUCGGCGACGGAGAAAAGUUAUUGAAGCACGUGCUGUGGUCAAACGGACCAGAGACAGAGCAUCCAACGGUGGGAAACAAACAGUGCGCGGGUAAAGAUUUCGUGGUAUUUAUAUCAAGACUUUUCGUGGUUGAAUUAUUUCGACGAUACGAUUCGUUUGAAAUUGAAGUUGGAUCAUCGGCGUUGGGGUCUUCCAUCACCAUUACGUCGUUGAAGAGGGCGAGUUUUUAAGGCGGCUGUGGAAUAGUAAUUAAAGAAGAAAAUUUAUAGGAAAAAUUCGGAGUCGUCUCCACAGAUCUCGACUUCAGCAUCAGUUAAAAUUAAUUAUAUAUAAAAAAAAAUCGUAGGAUGUCUCAGCGCAGGCAUGUUUGUAAUAAUUGAACUAAAAUUUGCAGGGGGGCAAGGAUGUCGGGGUGGUGAAAGGGAUCUUUGCUUGUCUAUCAAUUAUAAUUUACAAUCUUCAUGUGCAGUGGAGAUUGAAUGGGAUGUUCUUUAAUUUAUGAAAUGUAAUUGUUGAUUUUGCCCCGUUGGACUAAUAAAAUUAGUAAUUUCUUUUUUCUGAAUAAA